AUGAACGGAAUGAACCGUCGGGGGGAGGGGGGGGGGGGGGGCGGGGGGGGGGGGAGGGGGGGGGGCGGGGGGGCGGGGGGGGGGGGGGGCGGGGGGGGGGGGGGGGGCGGGGGGGGGGGGCGGAGGGGGGGGGGGGGGGGGGGCGGGGGGGGCGGGGGGGCGGGGGGGGGGGGGAGGGGGGGGGGGGGGGGCGGGGCCGGGCGGGCGGGGGGGGGGGGGGCGGGAGGGGCGGGGGGCGGGGGGGGGGGGGGGGGGGGGGGGGGGCGGGGCGGGGGGGGGCGGGGCGGGGGGGGGGGGGGGGGGGGGGGGGGGGGGGGGGCGGGGGGGGGGCGGGGGGGGGGGGGGGGGGGCGGGGGGGGGGGCGGGGGGGGGCGGGGGGGGGGGGGCGGGGGGGGCGGGGGGGGGGGGGGCGGGGGGGGCGGGGGGGGGGGGGGGGGCGGAGGGGCGGGGCGGGGGGGAGGCGGGGGGGGGACGGGGGGGCGGGGGGAGGGGGGGGGGGGGGGGCGGGGGGCGGGGGCGGGGGCGGGGGGGGGGGGGGGGGGCGGCGGGGGGAGCGGGGGGGGGGGGGGGGGGGGGGGGGGGCGGAGGGGGGGGGGGGAGCGGGGGGGGGGGGACGGGGGGGGGGGGGGGGGGGGCGGGCCGGGGGGGACGGGGGGCGGGGGGGGGGGGGGGGGGCGGGGGGCGGGGGGCGGGGGCGGGGGGGGGGGGGGGGGGGGGCGGGUGGGGCGCGCGGGGGGCGGGGCGGGGGGGGGGGGGGGGCGGGGCGGGGGGGGGGGGGGGGCGGGGGGGGGGGGGGGGGGGGGGGCGGGGCGCGGGGGCGGGGGCGGGGGGGGGCCGGGGGGGGGGCGGGGGGGCCGGGUGGCGGGGGGGGGGGGGGGGGGGGGGGGGGGGGUGGGGCGGGGGCGGGGUGGUGAGGGGGGGGGGGGGGGGGGGGCGGGGGCGGGGGUGGGGGGGGGGGGGGGGGCCGGGACGGGGGGGGGGCGGGGGGGGGGGGGGGGGGGGGGAGGGGCGGGGGGGGGGGGGGGGGGGGGGGGGGGGGGGGGGGGGGGGGGGGGGGGGGCGGGGCGAGGGGCGGGGGCGGGGGGGGGGCGGGCGGGGCGGGGGGGGCGGGGGGGGGGCGGGGGCGGGGGGGGGGCGGGGGGGGGGGGGGGGCGGGGGGGGGGCGGGGCGGGGGGGGGGGGCGGGGCGGGGGGGGGGCGGGGGGGGCGGGGGGGGGGCGGGCGGGGGGCGGGACGGGGCGGGGGGGCGGGGGGCGGGGGGCGGGGGGGGGCGGGGGCGGGGGGGGGGGGGGGGGGGGGCGGGGGGGGCGGGGGGGGGGCGGGGGGGGCGGGCGGGGGGGGGCGGGGGCGGGGGGGGCGGGGGGGGGGGGCGGGGCGGGGGGGGGGGCGGGGCGGGGGGCGGGGCGGGGGGGGGUGGGGCGGGGCGGCGGGGCGGGGGGGGGCGGGGGGGGGGGCGCGGGGGGGGCGGGGGCGGGGCGGGGGGGCGGGGGGGGGGGGGGGGCGGGGGGCGGGGGGGGCGGGCGGGGGGGGGGGGGGGGGCGGGGGGCGGGGGGGGGGGGGCGGGGCGGGCGGGGGGGGGGGGCGGGGGGGGGCGGGGGGGGGGGCGGGGGGCGGGGGGGGGCGGGGGGGGGGGCGGGGCGGGGGGGCGGGGGGCGGGGGGGGGGGGGCGGGGGCGGGCGGGGCGGGGGGGGCGGGGGGGGGGGGGGCGGUGGGGUGGGGGGCGGGGGGGCGGGGGGCGGGGGGGGGGGGGGCGGGGGGGGGGGGGGCGGGGGGGGGCGGGGCGGGGGGCGGGGGGGGGGGGCGGGGGGCGGGGGGGCGGGGGGGGCGGGGGCGGGGGGGGGGGGCGGCGGGGCGGCGGGGCGGGCGGGGGGGCGGGGGGGGGGGGCGGGGCGGCGGGGGGGCGGGGGGGGCGGGGGGGGCGGCGGGGGGGGGGGCGGGGGCGGGGCGGGGCGGGGGGCGGGGGGGGGGGGGGGGGCGGGGGGCGGGGGGGGGGGGCGGGGCGGGGGCGGCGGCGGGGGGGGGGGGGGGGGGGGGGGGGGGGGGGGGGGGCGGGGCGGGGGGGCGGCGGGGGGGGGGGCGGCGGGGGGGGGGGGGGCGGGGCGGGCGGCGGCCGGGGGGGCGGCGGGGGGGGGGGCGGGGGGCGGGGGGGCGGGGGCGGGGGGCGGGGGGCGGGGGGGGCGGCGGGGGCGGGGGCGGGGGGGGGGCGGGGCGCGGGGCGGGGGGGGGGGCGGGGGGGGCGGGGGGGCGGGGGGGGGGGGGGGCGGGGGCGGGCGGGGGGGGCGGGGGGGGCGGGCGGGCGGGGGGGGGGGCGGGGGGGGGCGGGGGGGCGGGGGGGGGGGGGGGGGGGCGGGGGGGGGGGGCGGGGGGGCGGGGCGGGGGGCGGGGGGGGCGGGGGGCGGGGGCGGGGGGGGGGGGUGCGGGGGGGGGGGGCGGGGGGGGCGGGGGGGGGGGGGGGGGGGCGCGGGGGGCGGGGGGGGGGGGGGGCGGGGGGGGGGGGGGGGGCGGGGGGGGCGGGGGGGGGGGGGGCGGGGGGCGGCGGGGGGGUGGGGGGGCGGGCGGGGGGGCGGGCGGGGGGGCGGCGGGGGGGGGCGGGGGGGGGGGGGGGGGGGCGGGGGGCGGGGGGGCGGGGGGGGGGGGCGGGGGCGGGGGCGCGGGGGGGGGGGCGGGGCGGGGGGCGGGGGGGGGCGGGGCGGGGGGGGGGGGGGGCGGGGGGCGGGGGCGGGGGGGGGGGGGGGGGGGGGGGGGGCGGGCGCGGGGGGGGGGGGCGGGGGGCGGGCGGGGCGGGGGGGGCGGGGGCGGGGGGCGGGGGGGCGGGCGGGGGGGGGGGGGGGGGGGGGGUGCAAGCUGCGUCGAUGAGGCACAUGUGCUUGGACCCAUCAGCACCAUCUAUGUUGAAUUCAGUCUUAGCCCCCGGAGAGGCUAG
Molecule: messenger RNA, 2922 nt
Organism: Dicrocoelium dendriticum
Lineage: Eukaryota; Metazoa; Platyhelminthes; Trematoda; Plagiorchiida; Dicrocoeliidae
Source: the annotation of a GenBank genome assembly